This is a messenger RNA of Durusdinium trenchii, 1604 nucleotides long. NCBI's taxonomy places the organism in Eukaryota, Dinophyceae, Suessiales, Symbiodiniaceae. The record is from the annotation of a GenBank genome assembly.
UAUCAGCCGAGAAUUCUUUGAGAGAACAGUGGACGAUCAACUGAAAGAUCUGAAACACUCCCCCAUGGCGAAACCUCGCGUUGUGUCGGAGCUGCUUUGGGACGGAUUGCUAUGGCUCGUCAUGGCUGGCCACGUGUUCCUGAGCCCCUUCACCAAGGUGGAGGAAAGCUUUAACCUACAGGCAUGCCAUGACAGCUUGCUGCAUGGACGAAACAUUCAGCAGUGGGAUCAUUUACAAUUCCCUGGCGCAGUCCCCCGCAGCUUCCUGGGUGCUUUGGUCGCCUCGUGGAUCGCCUUUCCCAUCUCGGUGGGCCUCAGCAAUCCAGCUCUACUCCGAGUGGUGCGACUGGUCGUGGGAAGCCUCUCGGUCCUGGCUCACGCACGUUUCCGUGCGGUGCUCACGGCUGAAUGGGGAGUGACGGUGGGUCGUGUGUUUGCCUUGUUGACCAUCACACAAUUCCACUUGCCCUUCUACAUGAGUCGCACCUUGCCGAAUGUCUUUGCACUUCAGAUUGCCACACUUGCACAUGCCGAGUUUGUCAAAGGGACAGAAAGAUCCGCAUACACAUGCUUAGUUCUAUUGAGCUUGGCAGCUGCGAUCUUUCGAUGUGACUUGCUAGUGUUGAUAGCUCCCGUCGGCCUGUUACUCCUUUGGCAAAGACGAGUGCAGUUUCUGAAAGCUGCAGUUGUGACAGCGUUGGCAGCUUUGGCCGGUGCACUUUUGUCGAUUUCCGUGGACUCCGUACUAUGGCAGCGUUGGCUUUGGCCAGAGUUCGAAGUGCUUUGGUUCAAUACGGCGGAGAACAAGUCGUCAGAAUGGGGGACUGAGCCAUUCUUGUGGUACUUCUAUUCUGCUUUACCAAGAGCACUCUUGGGCAGUUUUCCCUUGGCGGCUCUGGCAGUGCUUGUUGAGCCAAGGGCCCGCAUGCUUGUUUGGGUGGCAGGGGCAUUUAUUUUGCUCUAUUCUUUCUUGCCGCACAAAGAGCUACGCUUUAUUUUCCCCGCACUCCCAUUAUUGAACGCAGCAGCAGCUUCGACAGCUGCAAGGGUCUGUCGGUUCAAAUGGCUCAAGCCUCUUUGGCAGUUGGCCAUUGCUGGCCUCUGCAGCGGGAGUUUCCUUGGGACCUGUGUCAUGAGUUGGGCAUCGUUUGGCAACUACCCUGGAGGUGUUGCAAUGGCAGGUCUUCAUUCCAUCGAGAAAGCCUCAGCACCACUGUCCAUUCACAUUGGAAACUUGGCUGCCAUCUCUGGUGUCUCUCGCUUUCUAGAAGAGCGACCAAACUGGCAGUACUCCAAGGAGGAAGGUUUGUCAGUAGAGGCAUUGAGCAAUGCAGGCUUCGACCGCUUAAUCUCAGAAUAUCCUGAGGUGCCAGGUUAUCACUGUAUCGCACAGGUCGACGGCUUUGAGCGGUUGCUCCUCUCCAAAGCCUGGCCUCCCAUUACUGCCAAGAGGCGUCCACAGAUCUUUGUGCUGGCGAAGUCCGACGGCACAACCAUCAAAUGUGAUGAGCACUUUCAAAGAUGGAGUGCCGCAACUCAUCCAGAAUACCAGACAUUGCAGCUCCUGUCGGCGUGACAACGGUUUGCAACCAGACGAGGCCGCG